Messenger RNA from Alnus glutinosa, 781 nucleotides. Its product is annotated as protein NOI4. The transcript is spliced from 3 exons. The record is from RefSeq and is a predicted model, not a curated record. NCBI's taxonomy places the organism in Eukaryota, Viridiplantae, Streptophyta, Magnoliopsida, Fagales, Betulaceae. The coding region runs from base 229 to 459 and encodes 76 amino acids.
AAUGAGAAAGGCUGUUUUGUGUGCUUGCGCUUCGCUGGAAGUACCGAUCUAAAGUGUAAACGCAGUUAGGUCGUUUAAACAGGUUGCCCCCCCUCCCCCUCUACAAAUCUCUCUCUCUCUCUCUCUCUCUCUCUCUCUGUGAUUCGUCAAAAAGGAAAGGGAAUCAGGGAAUAGACGAAAAGGGCAGAGAAGAGGAGGCGAGACGGUGAUCUCUCUCCAAUCGCAUUCAUGGCGGGUAGACCAUUGCCAAAGUUUGGAGAAUGGGAUGUUAAUGACCCAGCUUCAGCAGAGGGAUUCACAGUAAUCUUCAAUAAGGCUCGGAAUGAGAAAAAGACGGGCGGCAAGAUUGACUCGCCACCAAUGGUUGACUCAAAAUAUAAGCACGGGGCAGUUCUUGGAAAACCUCACUCUCAGAAAAAAUGGUGUUGCUGCAUAAAAUCUGCUUAUGCAGAAUCAUGAGGCUUCUCUUACCUCAUAAUAGCUUGAAUAGGAAAGCAUGCAUCGUUUGUUCAUCCCCGAGCCCAAAACAUAUUCCAGAAGACUGGAGCUCUAUUCAGAAGCUAUGAUGGAUCCUACUGGAUUUGUUUGUUGUGUCCUAAACUUGGUGAUAAUGUGCUCUUAGAGAAGUUUAAGGAACAAUGUUAUAUUAUGGUCAGUAUACCAGUUGGUUAUCAUUGGGUGCUUCUCUUCUUUAUUGAAGUCGUAUGACUUGACACUACUAUUUGUGACAAUUUGUUUCUUCAUUAUUUUGAGUGAAUUUGAUUUCUUCUUUCCUGGUUAA